AUGCGAUUCCUUGAGUUGCACGCGUAUCUCGCCGUUGAACUUGCCUUUAAACCGCAGCGCGAUGCCAUCAAAGACUUGCUUGCACAUAAACUCUGUGGUGGUGUUCUGGCCAUUGAAUUCCUCGAUUUCGUCCAGAUUUUUGUAGUUGUAUUUGCUGAGGACGUCCUUGAGCGCGGUGGACGCCUGGCCGAUGUCUACGACCCAGUUGAGAUGGGGGACGAGACAGUCGGUUCUGAAUUCGCAGUCAACAACGUAAGUGGCUCCGUGCAUCUGUUGGGGAAUCGUUUGAUGGUAUUAGCAUCGGUUUGCAAAGCGGGAGGAGAAAGGGAUGCGACGAAAAGGGCUUACCUGCUGGGCUGGCCCGAACUCAGGGCCUUUGAAGGAGUGGGCAAUCAUGAAAGAAUCCCUGACGCAGAGAGAAUACCCCAUUGCUAG
This is a messenger RNA of Chondrus crispus (carragheen), 435 nucleotides long. RefSeq lists its product as hypothetical. The record is from RefSeq and is a predicted model, not a curated record. The transcript has a single exon. Lineage: Eukaryota; Rhodophyta; Florideophyceae; Gigartinales; Gigartinaceae. Bases 1 to 435 code for a protein of 144 amino acids.